Messenger RNA from Daphnia pulicaria, 2500 nucleotides. RefSeq names its product ras-GEF domain-containing family member 1B-like. NCBI's taxonomy places the organism in Eukaryota, Metazoa, Arthropoda, Branchiopoda, Diplostraca, Daphniidae. The coding region runs from base 341 to 2413 and encodes 690 amino acids. The record is from RefSeq and is a predicted model, not a curated record. The transcript has 12 exons. Gene Ontology annotation, biological process: Ras protein signal transduction; positive regulation of GTPase activity. Gene Ontology annotation, cellular component: plasma membrane. Gene Ontology annotation, molecular function: guanyl-nucleotide exchange factor activity.
UUCUCCUUUACACCAACAGUGGACGUCCGUCCUUGCAGCAAGUCGGACGCGUUAGAAAUUCAUUGCCGUUUCGAUUGUUGCAGCGUUUUCUCUUUUUUUUCGUGAACCUUUUUCUUGAUGAAUAUUACUGCAGAACAGUCUCAGUUGCACAAUGUGAAUGUGUUUGUGUUGUUGUUGUUGUCGUUUGAGCUGCCCAUUUCCAGUCGAAAAAGUGACAGAUGGUGUGACGUGUGAAUUUGGUGGAUUUCGGGUCUCUUUAUCUCUCCAACUGUCGCGAUUCCAAUUAGGAAGAAGAACUUGUCAGUCGAAGAAAUAAAAAAUAGAAAAAGAAAUAAGGAAAAUGGCGUCAAUGGACGAUGUGGAACUGCGGGAGACGGUGGAAUCGAUUUUGGGUCAAGGCAUCCGGAUGCUGGACGUUGAGAAGAAGACGACGUUCAAAUCGGAGGAAGUGCUGCUGAUCAACGGCGUCGCCGUUCCGCUGGUGGGAGCCGACGGCGACAUCAUCCGCCAGGCGCUGCUGAGCGGCCAGGUGCCGCCGUCGGACGUUCUCAACUCGCUACUCAUCUCGGCCGGCAUCUGGCGCCACCCGGUCCGCCUCCAGACGGAAUUAACCGUCAAGCAGACGACGCUCAACCGCGACGCCAUCACCGUCUCACGCAACGGCCGCGUCGUCGACGAGCGGCUCAAGGAAACCAAAGAGGAGGAUCUACUCCGUAAAACGUCGACCGAAGUUUGGCGGGCCGUGGCCGGACCUGACUCGACGACGGACAAGCGCAACCUCUUCCAGCCGGACCCCAGGGCCUCGUCUAUUCCCCCGGAGCCGACGCCGCCGACGCCCAAAGAAGAAGAUGAAAAAUCAGCGGAGGAAAUUCCCAUCGUCCAAUUCCCAUCGGAUGUCGAUACGGCCGACGAGGAAACGACCAGCCCGUCUCCAACUCCUUCGAUUUUCGGAACCGUGGCUUCGGAGCUGACGCCCAAAGAUGGAUCUUCUCGCAAGUCUCUACCACAGACGCCCAAAUCGCCCGGUAGCAUGGGAAUCGAAGGGAGCAGUACCAGUAGCAGCAGUUCGGAAACGGUGGACGAUAGCGGCUCGGAGCCAGACAACUCUCUUGUGUUCCAGGACAAUAAUUUAGUGUCCGGGCCGCUGGAUGCGCUUCUGCAGCAUUUGGUGCCGACAGCCGAAUACUACCCUGACAGGACGUACAUCUUCGCCUUCUUACUCUCGUCCAGGCUAUACAUCAAACCGCACGCCCUCCUGGCUCAAGUUGUCCGGCUGUGCAUGCUCCAGCAGAACCUGGCCGACCAAAAACUCACCAAAGAAAAGUUGGGGCGGUUUUGUCCGCACAUGGUCCAACUGCUUUCCGAGUGGAUGGAAACAUUUCCGUACGACUUUCGCGAUGAGCGCGUCAUGCAGCACGUCCGCCAGCUGACGCAACGGUGCGUAGCCCUCGAUCCUUCGCUGCGGAGGGACGUCUCGCAAAUGCUGCACAAUCUCCUCCACCGGCUGACAGCCCUCGAGAAAUACGAAGAGUUUCUGGAGAAGAUCAACACAGAGGCCUCAGCUGCUCUCAUAGACACCCUGAAUGUGUGUGACGUGACUGAAGUGUGUUCCAGUCCGCUGACUUUGUCGCAGCAGCUGACGCACAUUGAGCUGGAAAGAUUAUCGUUCAUUGGACCCGAGGAAUUCGUCCAGGCUUUCGCCAAAGAGAAUCCCAACGUGGAAACUUCUUUCAAAGACAUGAAGAAGACUCGCAAUCUCGAGUCUUACAUCCAGUGGUUCAACAGGCUCAGCUAUUUCGUUGCCACCCAAGUGUGCUCGAAUGUCAAGAAGAAGCAACGCAUCAAAGUCAUUGAAUACUGGAUCGAAGUGGCCCGAGAAUGUUUCAAUAUUGGCAAUUUCAAUUCGUUGAUGGCCAUCAUUGCCGGUCUCAACAUGUCGCCCGUUUCUCGUCUCAAGAAGACGUGGCACAAAGUUCAGUCGGCCAAGUUCUCCAUCCUGGAGCAUCAGAUGGAUCCGUCGUCGAAUUUCAGCAGCUACAGAUCGACCCUGAAGGCAGCCAUGUGGAGAUCGGCCGGUGCUAAGGACGAGCGCCAGCGAAUUGUCGUCCCCUUCUUUUCGCUACUUGUCAAGGAUCUCUAUUUCCUCAAUGAAGGAUGCGCCAAUCGGUUACCGAAUGGACACAUUAAUUUCGAGAAAUUCUGGCAGCUGGCCAAACAAGUAACAGAAUUCAUGACGUGGAAACAAGUGACUUGCCCGUUCGAAAAACACCCCAAAGUCAUUCAUUACCUGCAAACGGGAACCAUCCUCAGCGAAAAUGGUAUUGCUUUAUCGUCAUUCGAUUGCGAACCACCGGAAAACUCUAAUGAAAAAGAAAGGUUCAAAGCUUUAAAAUUGGCCGCCAUUCACGCAUAAUGUUGAAUAAGCGACCGUUAGAUGGCGUCGGCAUUCCCGUAUUUUGGUUUUUCCAAAACAGCAAACAACACCAUUUGAAAAAACAAA